AUGGCGCACCAGUCGCCCAUGAUAGCGAUUCCGAAGAAGACGACGGAGGACGUCGAUUGGACAGGCCCCAUACGCAAUCUCAUUGCCAAGUCUUUCGGCGAGAACCCAGAUAACUAUGCGCAGGAGUGCCAAGCGCUGCAACGCUGUCGACAAGACGCUGUCAAAGGCGCAGGCAGCGAUAUGACAGGUCGCGAUCUCCUCUACAAGUACUUUGGGCAACUCGAGAUCCUCGAGAUGCGUUUCCCAGAGAUUCGCGUCAACUUUCCGUGGCAUGACGCUUUGACGAACAAGCUGACUACGCAGACGUCUAUUGCGUAUGAGAAGGCCUCGGUUCUGUUUCAGAUCGCGGCCACGCAUUCCGCCAUUGCCGCCUCUCAGAACAGGUCCGAUCCAGAAGGGCUCAAACUCGCCUUCUACUACUUCCGAACAUGUGCAGGCAUGCUCACCUAUGUCAACGAGAACUUCUUGCAUGCCCCUUCGACUGACCUCAGCCGGGAGGUGAUCAAAUUUUUGGUAGGAGUCAUCAUGGCGCAAGCUACGGAAGUAUUUUUAGAAAAGUGCAUCAGCGAGAAGAAGGCGCCCACCCUGGUGGCCAAGAUUGCUUCCCAGUCUGCAUCCAUGUACACCUCCCUGAACGAGGAAGUAAAGGAGUUCAUGGGUAAGGGCAUAUUCGAUCGCAACUGGGUCACUCUUAUCCAGAUCAAAUCCAAACACUUUGGCUCUAUCGCACAAUACUAUCGCGGUCAAGUUGACGAUAAAGCUGGGGCUCACGGCGAGGCCCUCGUACGAUUCACCCUCGCUGAAUCUCUAGCAAAAGAAGCCAAUCGCUCUGCUGCAUCAUUCUCUGCUCUAUUUGCCCACGUAUCACCUACGCUUCCCGCAGAUGCCGGGCCUUCCAUCACCGAACGCACGAAGGUGCAGCUCCAAUUAAGCACAGACCGCAAGACAGAAGCGCAGCGUGAAAAUGAUCUCAUCUACAAUGCUGUCCUUCCAUCAGCCGACGCACUGCCCGCCAUCGAGAAAGCAGUUGUCGCCACCCCUAUCUCCAUUCAAGAGGUGUAUCGCGCGCCAGAUGUCCAGAAUGUUAUAGGCUCGGACAUCUUCAUCAAGUUGAUCCCGCUGAGUGUGCACGAGAGCGCCAGCGUGUACUCAGAGGAGAAGGCGAAGCUUGUGCGCAAAGAAGUCGAGAACGCAGAAAGCGCUGAGGUCGAGGCGCGCAGCGCACUGGAAGCGAUGGGAGUGCAGGAGGGACUUGCAAGAUUCAAGGCGAUGGCUGAGGGUAGCUUGGGUGGGGAGGAAGAGAUUCCCCUGGAUGUACGCCGGUGGAGAGAGGAUAUCAACGUCAUGGAGGACAGGGAGGGUAUCGAAACGCUCUUGCGCGAGAUGGGUCGUCUCAAAGAGGCUGUCAAAGCAGAGCUGGAUGGUUUUUCGAGGGACCUGGAUGUUGAAUCGAGAGAGUGCGAGACGAUGCGGGUCAAGUACGACCACCUGUGGACACAGGAGCCAUCUGCGUCUCUUACGAAGUCUAUCCGGCAAGACUUAAAAUCUCAUACAGGCGCCUUAGACGCGGCUGCUGUGUCAGACCAACAGGUAUCGACACUCUGGGAAUCAGUCAAAUCUGACAUUCGACUACUGCUAUCACCUGGCGUCGAGGAUGUCUUCCGCGCUAGUGCCCAGCGUGAUGCCCCUUCAGAAAGCCUGCUUGAUCUUGACAUCGGUACCGAGGCGCACGAUGAGAAGGAGCGAGCCAAAAUCGGCAAGUACACUAAAGAAAUUGAUGAGCGUUUUGGACGGUUGAAGAAAAUUGCUUAUGAGCGAGGAGAAGUACUCAAAGAGCUGAAAGACAAAAUUCAAGCUGACGACGUUUCGCACCUGUUACUUUUGAACCGCCGUAACCCUGGUGCCGAGCAGUCGCUGUUCACCGCAGAACUUGAGAAGUUCCGGCCAUACCAACAGCGCCUUGUAGCUACUGUGCACAAUCAGCAAGUCGUAUUGCAGGAAAUCCAGGGACUAUGGAAGAGCUUACGAGACCUUGCUGGGCGUGGACCUGGUGCAAAGAAGUGGGAUGAACGCGAGCGGCGGAAGAAGGACACUGUACGUAGGUUUUCGAAUGCGAGAGACGGGUAUAUGGAGGUCAGGGAUGGGUUGACGAAAGGACUGCAGUUCUACCAACAACUCACUGAACUGAGUGCGACGCUCGCCCUGAGUGUUAAGUCCUUUAUCACCGACCGUCGUUCGGAACGUGACAGACUUGUUGGGCAAGCGGACCUCCAGCAGCGGCUUGCGGUACCACCUACGCCCGCUGAGAAACCUCCCGUGCCACCACCACCGCGUUCUCUCCCAUCUCUGAACUCAUCCUUCGCAUCCAUGAAUCUGCAAGGAAGUAAGAAUCCGGUAUCUCCCCCACCGAAACCGCCACAGGCGUCAUACUCCUCCGCAUUCCCGCCACCUCCACACCAGUCAACCAAGGCACAGUUGAAUUUUCCACCUCCACCACCACAACCCGCACGCCCAACAUAUACAAAUUCAAUAUCGCCAACUCCGCCACCCGACCCAUAUGCAAGUCUGGGAGCAUUCGGAUCUCAGUUUUCUCCACCCCGCGCGCGCCUUCCAGUUCCACCUUCUGCUCCGCACACGCAGUCUUCCUUUUCCUUACCGCCACCACCUACACAGCGACCCCAGUACGCUGCGAAUCCACAGACAUACGGCCAGCAAGCUCCGCCACAGUCACCGUCACGGGGGCCUUAUCCAGCACAGACACAGCCGACCCGGCAGGGGUCACAGUACCAGACCAUGCCUCCGCCUCCGCCACCUUCACAAGGGAAUAAUACUCAACAAUAUUACCAAGGGUAUGGAAGAUGA
Suillus paluster is the source of this 2862-nucleotide messenger RNA. RefSeq names its product BRO1-like domain-containing protein. Gene Ontology annotation, cellular component: endosome. Gene Ontology annotation, biological process: protein transport to vacuole involved in ubiquitin-dependent protein catabolic process via the multivesicular body sorting pathway. The record is from RefSeq and is a predicted model, not a curated record. Bases 1 to 2862 code for a protein of 953 amino acids. Lineage: Eukaryota; Fungi; Basidiomycota; Agaricomycetes; Boletales; Suillaceae. Gene Ontology annotation, molecular function: protein binding. The transcript has 5 exons.